This is a messenger RNA of Cicer arietinum (chickpea), 1562 nucleotides long. RefSeq names its product probable beta-1,3-galactosyltransferase 14. Gene Ontology annotation, molecular function: galactosyltransferase activity. The record is from RefSeq and is a predicted model, not a curated record. Lineage: Eukaryota; Viridiplantae; Streptophyta; Magnoliopsida; Fabales; Fabaceae. Gene Ontology annotation, cellular component: Golgi membrane.
UGAUAAAUUUAUAUUUGAGGAAAGUAACUUCAUUUACGACAAGACCAGUUAUUACUGUGGAACUACAAUUUGGGUUUCUCCGGCAAGGCACAAGCCAAAGCCAAAGCCAAAGCUACAGUCUAUAUUAUCUUGUUCUAUGCCCAUUGUAGAAACCCCAUCUAAGCUCGUGGGGUUUCGAAUUCCAUGAGCUACUAAUCUAAUCAUCAUGCCUUAUUAUUCCUCCAAGUUUCACGGCCACAACGUCACUUCUCAAAGAUCCACUACUUUCCUCAUUCUCUCACUCCUUCUUCUAUGUAUCUCUGCUUUUCUUUUUUACCGUUCAUUUCAGGGAAACCGCUGCAUUCAUUCAAAUCCCAGAUCGGUUAAGGUCGUUUGGGAACAUUCCACCGGUGGAGCUGGUAGCCAUGUGGUUUCCAAUCGGCAUAAGGUUAUGGGUUUUGUAGGUAUUCAGACUGGAUUCGGAUCUGUUCGUAGGAGAGAAUCUUUGAGGAAAACUUGGUUCCCGUCCGAUCACCAAGGCCUUCAACGCUUGGAAGAGGCCACUGGGUUGGCUUUUAGGUUUGUCAUUGGCAGAACAAGUGAUAAAGCAAAAAUGGCUGCACUUAAAAAGGAAGUAGCAGAAUAUGAUGAUUUUAUUCUGUUGGAUAUCCAAGAGGAGUACAGUAAGCUCCCAUACAAAACGUUAGCUUUCUUUAAAGCCGCUUAUUCUCUUUUUGACGCUGAGUUUUAUGUCAAAGCUGAUGAUGAUAUAUAUUUAAGACCUGAUCGUCUCUCAUUACUACUGGCAAAAGAGCGAUCUCACUCUCAGACUUACAUAGGAUGCAUGAAAAAGGGACCUGUUUUCACUGAUCCAAAACUGAAAUGGUUUGAGCCCCUGUCAUAUUUGCUUGGAAAGGAGUACUUUCUUCAUGCUUACGGUCCUAUAUAUGCUCUUUCUACUGAUGUUGUUUCAAGUUUGGUUGCUCUUCGAAAUGACAGUUUCCGGAUGUUCAGCAAUGAGGAUGUUACUAUUGGAGCCUGGAUGCUUGCAAUGAAUGUCAACCAUGAGAAUAAUCAUGAACUUUGUGCUCCAGAAUGUACAGCGACAUCUAUUGCUGUUUGGGAUAUUCCUAAGUGUUCAGGUUUGUGUAGUCCAGAAAAGAAAAUGUUGGAGCUCCAUCAAAAGGAGAGCUGCUGGAAGAGCCCAACGCUGGAAUCUGACGAUGAUUAGUACUUGUGGGUGUCCUUAUUGGGCAAAGUAAAAACAGAAGUUGUUGAGGAAGUUGUCAUUUUAUACCGCCAUUUUUUCGUGUUCAUAAUUUUCCCCAUAUACUUCGAGAGGGUAGUAUUGGACAAUAUGAAGGUUCUAUAAGGAAGGGAUUUAGAUACAAUAUAACGGAUGAGAUCAAGAGAUCAUUGUAGUUUACUAUAGUUUACCAAUUACUGAUUUUUAUAUCAUCCAUUUUUAGAAUUAUACAUAUAUACUUCUUAAAAAUACAUAUAUAUAUAUAUAUUUUUUUUAAAUGCUACCCUCUCGAAUUAUACUGGUCAAUGAUAUACUUCUUAAAAAUGUGUAUUCACUC